GGUCCUGAGCCAGGGAUGCAGAGGACAAAAAGGAUGCGGUGGCGGGACCGUAUUGCGAUGCUAUUCUUCCCGAAAGGCAUGGUGCUCACCAUGGCUGCAAUGCUGCUCUUCUUUAUACACCUGCUCAUCUUUGCCAGCGACGUGUACAACUUCUGCUUCACCUACCACUACGACCGCAUGAGCUUCCGCUACACAGUUGUCCUGAUGUUCUCCAAGGUGAUCAGCAUCUGCUGGGCCGCCAUGGGGUCACUCUACGCUGAGAUGGAAGAUUACAAGAUUGCUCGGUGCUUUGCCCUGGUCAUCCUGAUGCUCAACACAGCCAUGUUCUUCAACCGCCUGUCCCUGGAGUUUCUGGCCAUGCAGUACCGGGAGGAGAGCCACUGAGGCUUGGG
Molecule: messenger RNA, 392 nt
Organism: Eptesicus fuscus (big brown bat)
Lineage: Eukaryota; Metazoa; Chordata; Mammalia; Chiroptera; Vespertilionidae
Gene: CATSPERH
Product: transmembrane protein 262
Exons: 4
Coding region: 16-384 (122 amino acids)
Source: RefSeq, a predicted model, not a curated record